GGACGGAGACACUAUAACAGCAGCAGGAAUAUGCUGAAGUAGAGGUAGAGGGAGACGGCUCAUAGAGCGAGUGAGGGCAAAAAUUGAAUUGUAGAUUUAAGGAGCCUCUCUCCUCCCUCUUUCCCUCCCUCUUUUAUUUAUCUCAUGUGAAACCACGCCUCCCUCCUUUCACUUGUCAGUGCAUCUAUAACAGUGAGCUGUCUGCAUCAGGCUGUGUGUGUGGGGGUGAGACCAGCUCUCCACUCUGCCGGCACGGUGGACCACGUCUGAACGGACCGGACGCGACUGGAUGCUACUGGACUGACCACAAGAGGACUUGGCAGUCAGAGACUGGUUUCACUGGGCGAGGAGAAUAUUAGCGACAGGAGAGAAGGUUGAGUGAGGACCGUGGAGGUGACUGCAGGUUAGCGUGAUGGCAGGGCGCGUGCUCUCCGCCUCUGUCUCUCUUCCUCUGCUGCUUCUCGUCCUGGUGGAGGUGAUCCCUGUGGCCCAGGGCUCUGGCUAUCUGUCUGGCUACCGCCUCAGGUCUCGUCCGCAGAAGGACCGUCACACUCGCAACAUCCGACCCAACAUCAUCCUGAUCCUCACUGACGAUCAGGACAUUGAGCUGGGCUCAAUGCAGGCCAUGAACAAAACGCGGCACAUCAUGGAAAAGGGCGGCACGCACUUCUCCAACGCUUUCUCCACCACACCUAUGUGCUGCCCGUCCCGCUCGUCCAUCCUGACGGGGAAGUAUGUGCACAACCACCACACCUUCACCAACAACGAAAACUGCUCCUCGCCCUCAUGGCAAGCUCACCACGAGCCGCACACGUUUGCCGUGCACCUCAACAACUCCGGAUACAGGACAGCCUUUUUUGGAAAGUAUCUGAAUGAGUACAACGGCUCGUAUGUGCCCCCUGGCUGGAAGGAGUGGGUGGCGCUGGUGAAGAACUCCCGUUUCUACAACUACACGCUCUGCAGGAACGGAGUGCGAGAGAAACACAGCAGCAACUACUCAAAGGAUUACCUGACUGACGUCAUCACCAAUGACAGCGUCAACUACUUCCGCAUGUCCAAGAUGAUGUACCCUCACCGCCCUGUCAUGAUGGUCCUCAGCCAUGUCGCCCCACACGGCCCAGAGGACUCCGCCCCACAGUAUAGCUCCGCCUUCCCCAACGCAUCACAGCACAUAACCCCGAGCUACAACUAUGCCCCAAACCUGGACAAGCACUGGAUCCUUCGCUACACUGGAGCCAUGAAGCCCGUCCACAUGCAGUUCACGAACAUGCUGCAGCGCCGGAGGAUGCAGACGCUGCUGUCUGUGGACGACAGUGUGGAGAAGGUGUACAACGUGUUGGUGGAGACAGGGGAGGUGGACAACACCUACAUCAUUUACACCUCAGACCAUGGCUACCAUAUCGGCCAGUUUGGUCUGGUCAAGGGCAAGUCGAUGCCUUAUGAGUUUGAUAUCCGCGUUCCCUUCUAUGUACGAGGACCUAACGUGGAGCACGGUACCAUUAAUCCUCACGUCGUGUUGAAUAUUGACCUGGCACCGACGCUGCUGGACAUGGCCGGUGUUGAUAUCCCUGCAGAAAUGGAUGGCAAGUCGAUCCUUAAGCUGCUGGACACAGACAGACCGGUCAAUAGAUUCCAGAUGAACAGGAAGGCGAAAACAUGGAGAGAUUCUUUCCUCGUAGAGAGAGGGAAACCUCCACACAAGAGAGCUGAUGGGAAGGAAAUGGAGCAGGAGGAGAACUUCCUGCCAAAAUACCAGCGCGUGAAGGACCUUUGCCAGAAAGCAGAGUACCAGACAUCCUGCCAGCAGCCAGGACAGAAAUGGCAGUGUGUGGAGGACCCGGGUGGUAAGCUGAGGCUGUAUAAGUGCAAGGGCAUGGCUGGUCUCUUUGCCCCACGCAUGCAGGCUCUGAUGGCCAGCAGCGUUUCUCAACUGUCUCUCACCUCCAACUCAGACAGCUGCAACUGUGCAGAUGUGGCCUUGAAAAGCUCAGUCCUGAAGAGGAAGAGGCUGCUCACCAAGAAGAAGACAAAAUUCAGUAAGGGUGUCUCGAGGAAGCGCUGGGCUCGCUCUGUAUCAUUUGAGCUGGACGGAGACCUGUACGCCGUGGACCUGGAGGAGGGCUACCGGCCGCUGGGCUCCAGGAAUAACAGCUGGACCAAAGGCAGGAGGACAGGAGUGAGCGGUGAGGAGGACAAUGAAGAAUUCAGCGGGAUGGGAGUCACAGCCAAACCCAGCACUGACAACAGACUCACACCACCUGCUUCUCUCAAAGUCACUUACAGGUGCUCCAUUCUUAUGAAUGACACAGUGAAGUGUGAUGGAGGACUUUACAAGUCCCUUCAAGCAUGGAAAGACCACAAACUACACAUUGAACAUGAGAUUGAAACACUGCAAACCAAAAUCAAGAACUUGCGCGAUGUCAAAGGUCACCUGAAAAAGGUGCGACCAGAGGAAUGUCAGUGUGACACUCCCAGUGUUCUCCUGAAGCCUAAAGACACUCUCAGGCUAAAUGCAGGACACAUGCACUCACUGAGAAUGCCGUCCAAGCAGAAGGCCCAGUGGCUGCAGAAGGAGCAGAAACGCAGGAAGAAACUCCGUAAAUUCCUCAAAAGACUCCAGAACAACGACACCUGCAGCAUGCCCGGCCUCACUUGCUUCACCCACGACAACCACCACUGGCAGACUGCCCCCUUCUGGACAAUGGGUCCGUUCUGUGCCUGCACCAGCGCUAACAACAACACGUACUGGUGCCUGAGGACCAUCAAUGACACACACAACUUCCUGUUUUGCGAGUUUGCCACAGGUUUCCUGGAGUAUUUCGACCUCAACACUGACCCGUAUCAGCUGAUAAAUGCUGUCAGCUCCCUCGACCGCAACGCUCUGAAUGCAAUGCAUCAGCAGCUCAUGGAGUUACGAAGCUGCAAGGGACAUAAGCAGUGCAACCAGGAGAAGGGAGGAAAGGAGCGAAACUACUUCAGUGAAUACAGGCCAGUUCAUCGUCGAAAGAGGCCAAAAGUGAAGAAGCCUUCCUCCAAAUCGCUAGGUCAGAUUUGGGAAGGGUGGGUUGGUUAACCACCUGCAUCCUUCAACCAAGCACAUCAGCCUCUCCCCCAGGGAAGGAGGGACGAAGGAGGAGCACAGCAAAACCCAAGGACCUUGACUAACUACUUCGAUGGACCAUAACCUGAGAUCCUGCUCUUUUAGAGUCUGGGUUUAAGUAUUUUUUGAUUGCUAUAUCACCCAGUCAACGUAGACGCUGAAAGACGCCGCCUCUACCUGCGCACACGUCAUUUUCAUUUGCUUCCUCGGUUAAGCCACAGCUGUGAGGACUGUGAACAUCAACAUGAUGCUGUGGAUCACAUAGGGCUCUUUGCUGAGCACAAGCCAUUCACUCUAACAACUCCACUUGUAGAUAAUAUAUACGGGCUUUCUUUUAAGUCAUGUGAUGCUGUUGAGGUGGACAGUAACAGGAUGUCCCUGUGGUACAUGGAGACAUUUUCUGUCUCUGCACAUGGAGGCGGUGUGGACUCUGCCAUGAUGUUUUGUAUUAUAGCUGAUCUUAAAGCCUCAAAAGAUUUGUGAGGCGACUGCUUCCCUAAACUAACCACUGUCUCACACCAUCACAGUCUUUGUCCAUAUUGACAGAAUGAUGCGUCACUAGCGAAUGCCAUUUGACUCUUUUUUUGUUUUUCACUUUGCAUCGUCGGUACCACACUGUAGAAGUAUCCAAAGUUUGUCCAGCUUGCUAUACAUGGUGCUACAGGAUAACAAUACAGAAAUAAACUCCUGCUGUACAGUACAGUAUGUAUUUGAAUGUAUGUUGUGCAAUUAAUAUAAAUGUUUACAAUAUUUUUUAUAAUACUGAGAAGGCAGACCUUGUUGUAUGAUAUGAGCUGACACAAUGGACGUGUAGGACAAAUGUAGCCUGAAAAAUGUCAUUGUCCUCAAUUUGUAUGUUGGAUUUUCUUCCCUUAUUUACAUCAGAGAAGCACUUAUAAGGGUUCACUGUGACGAGGUGCGCUAUGUAAAUGUGAUGGAUCUAUAGUUUACUCCGUGCCAACAGUGUAAUACUUAUUGAUGUGAAUUUUAGCUAGCUGCCUUUGUUAGCUUCUUUGAUUCUUUUUUAGCAGAUAUUUCCAUAGAUCUGAGUGCUGACUGUCGUUGUGAAUAAAGUGUUGUUUGAACCUAAA
Solea solea (common sole) is the source of this 4191-nucleotide messenger RNA. RefSeq names its product sulfatase 2a (gene sulf2a). Gene Ontology annotation, cellular component: plasma membrane; Golgi apparatus; cell surface. NCBI's taxonomy places the organism in Eukaryota, Metazoa, Chordata, Actinopteri, Pleuronectiformes, Soleidae. The record is from RefSeq and is a predicted model, not a curated record. The transcript has 22 exons. Bases 413 to 3073 code for a protein of 886 amino acids. Gene Ontology annotation, molecular function: glycosaminoglycan binding; N-acetylglucosamine-6-sulfatase activity; calcium ion binding.